CAACAAAAAACAAAGUCUUCUCUGUUAAACUAUCGUUGCAACAACAAAAUGAUACCAAGUUAUGAUCCAAACGAUACAGAGGCUGGUCUCAAGCUUCUUGAGGAUCUAACCACAAAUGCUGAUGCAAUUCAACAACAAGUUCUUCACCAAAUACUCUCUCAAAACUCAGAAACCGAAUAUCUCAGGUCGUUUAUUGAUGGAGAAUCUUGCAGUAUUCAAGAAAUUUUCAAGAACAAAGCCCCUGUGGUAAAUUAUGAAGACAUAAAGCCCUUCAUCCAACGAAUCUGUGAUGGAGACUCAUCCGAUAUCCUCUCUGCUCAACCCAUCACUGAGCUUCUCACAAGCUCGGGGACUUCGGGUGGAAAACCAAAAUUGAUGCCUUCUACAGCUGAAGAGUUGGAUAGAAAGACAUUUUUCUACAAUAUGCUUGUGCCCGUCAUGAAUAAGUUUGUGAAUGGGCUUGAUGAAGGAAAAGGAAUGUACCUUCUGUUCAUAAAACCAGAGAUCAAGACUCCAUCUGGUCUACAGGCACGUCCUGUGUUGACCAGUUACUACAAAAGUGAACAAUUCAAGAACAGGCCUUUCAACAAGUACAAUGUCAUCACUAGCCCUAACGAUGCCAUUCUUUGUGAAGACAGCCAGCAAAGCAUGUACUGUCAGCUUCUUUGCGGUUUAGUCCAGCGAUCUCAUGUCCUAAGACUCGGUGCUAUCUUCGCUUCCGCCUUUCUUCGAGCGGUCAAGUUCUUGGAGAAUCAUUUCACCGAGCUGUGUGCUGACAUUAGAACCGGUACUGUCGCUAGCUGGAUCACUGACUCGGGCUGUAGAGACUCGGUUUUGUCGAUCCUUAACGGUCCUAACCAAGAACUGGCUGAUGAGAUCGAGGCUUUGUUCAAUGCGAAGUCGCGGGAAGGAAUCUUGAAAAGGGUUUGGCCUAAGACGAAGUAUAUUGAGGUGAUUGUGACCGGAUCGAUGGCUCAGUAUAUUCCGACACUCGAGUUUUAUAGCGGAGGUUUGCCUUUGGUUUCGGUUAUGUAUGCUUCCUCUGAGUGUUUCUUUGGUCUCAACAUCAAUCCUCUGUGUAAGCCAUCCGAUGUUUCUUACACACUUCUUCCUAACAUGGCUUACUUUGAGUUCUUGCCUGUUGAUGAUAAGUCUCAUGAAGAGACCCAACUUGAAUCGCGUUCUACGGAUGAUGUUUCCCUUAUGGACAAAGACCGUAUUGUCGAUCUUGUCAAUGUGGAAAUUGGACGGUACUAUGAACUCAUCAUCACAACAUUCGCAGGUUUAUACAGAUACAGAGUUGGAGAUAUCCUAAAGGUGACAGGUUUCCACAACAAGGCACCCCAAUUCAGUUUCGUGGAGCGAAGAAACGUUGUGUUAAGCAUCGACACAGACAAAACCAGCGAAGAAGAUCUCAUGAAGGCAGUGACACAAGCCAAACUCAUCCAUCUCCAAGGUCUCUUGCUCACCGAAUACACGAGCUAUGCGGACACGUCAUCAAUCCCAGGGCAUUACGUGCUCUUCUGGGAGCUGAAGCCACGUUACGACAAUGACCCACCAAUGCUAGACAAGAAGAUGAUGGAGGAUUGUUGCUCUGAGGUGGAGGAUUGUCUGGAUUACGUGUACAGGAGGUGCAGGAACAAAGAUGGAUCAAUAGGGGCUUUGGAGAUGAGAGUGGUGAGUUUGGGUACUUUUGAUGCCUUAAUGGACUUUAGCAUCUCACAAGGAUCUUCAGUGAAUCAGUACAAGACACCAAGAUGUGUUAAAUCUGGAGGAGCUCUUCAGAUUCUUGAUUCCAGAGUUAUUGGGAAGUUCUUUACCAAGAGAGUUCCUCAGUGGGAGCCACUUGGUUUAGAUUCUUAGCUUUACUCUCUUCUCCUUCUUACUAAGUGAAUCUUGCGCUGCGCAAUGGUUGUUGUCGUUCUUUUUGUUUUUCUUUUUUUGAACACAAAUCGUUAUUUUUGUUUACACAAGGUUUUUAAGAGGAUUUGAGAAUCCUCCAG
Molecule: messenger RNA, 2003 nt
Organism: Brassica oleracea var. oleracea
Lineage: Eukaryota; Viridiplantae; Streptophyta; Magnoliopsida; Brassicales; Brassicaceae
Product: indole-3-acetic acid-amido synthetase GH3.17-like
Exons: 4
Coding region: 49-1863 (604 amino acids)
Cellular component (GO): cytoplasm
Molecular function (GO): acid-amino acid ligase activity
Source: RefSeq, a predicted model, not a curated record